Messenger RNA from Clupea harengus (Atlantic herring), 841 nucleotides. RefSeq names its product GPI-linked NAD(P)(+)--arginine ADP-ribosyltransferase 1-like. The transcript has a single exon. Bases 221 to 709 code for a protein of 162 amino acids. Lineage: Eukaryota; Metazoa; Chordata; Actinopteri; Clupeiformes; Clupeidae. The record is from RefSeq and is a predicted model, not a curated record.
GAUUUGUUGACCCUGUACCAGUCUACCCCCUUAACAUGGCUCCUGACUCUGUUGAUGAUGACUACAAAGGCUGUUCUGCUGAAAUGUCCGAGUUGGUGAAUAGAAAAUAUCUUGGAGUAGAUGGAGGCUUGGAGAAAAGCAGAGAACGAAACUCAAGGAAUGAAACCACAGUUAGACAAUCUGACCAUGAAUCAUGUAAUUGCUAUUCGUGUGUAUACUUAUGGAAUGCCCAAUGUUUUUCAACAAUGCUGUUCGCACAAGUAGAACAAAUUACAAAACCACUUUUAAGUAUCACUCUCUUCACUUUUUGUCGAAAGAUGCUAUUCAGCGCCUUAACCCUAAUGGUACUUGCUUGCAGGUUAAUCGGGAAACUCGUGUAGAAUUUAAACCUCCAAAAUUGUUCAGAUCAAUAAGAUUUGGCUCUUUUACAUCAACCUCUGUGUAUCCCAACAAUGCCACCAAGUUGGGAAGUAAAUCAUGUUUUGAGGUGUGGAUAUGCCACGGUGCAAAUGUGUCAAAAUAUUCACAAUAUCCUGCUGAGAAUGAGGUGCUGAUUCCACCCUAUGAGAAGUUUAAAAUCAAAAAGGUCAUUAAAAAUCACAAAAAUCAAGCGGCUAUGAAGUGUGAGACGGUUUACCAGCUGAAGAGUUCUGGUAUUAAAAGUAGUCUGAGGUGUGCCUUAUUCAAGAAGGCAAGUGGAGCGCUCUAGUUAACAUUGUCCUCAGGUUUCUCUCUGUCUGAACAGUCUUAUUUUGUGAGUUUAUUAAGAUGCUGAAAUUCAUAUUUUUUUUUUAAAGAUUUAUUUUGCCCUUUUUGUGCCUUUAAUUGAUAGUUCAGUGAA